Messenger RNA from Aspergillus steynii IBT 23096, 1680 nucleotides. RefSeq lists its product as uncharacterized. The transcript is spliced from 2 exons. Gene Ontology annotation, molecular function: protein binding. NCBI's taxonomy places the organism in Eukaryota, Fungi, Ascomycota, Eurotiomycetes, Eurotiales, Aspergillaceae. The record is from RefSeq and is a predicted model, not a curated record. Bases 1 to 1680 code for a protein of 559 amino acids.
AUGCCCACGAAGUCUCCCACCAUCACCACGCAUCCCGUCACCGGCUCCGAAAUGGUUUCUCAGGCCCAGAUCCUCGAUCGGUCUAUCCCUAUGCCGAGCGCACCGUCUUCUCUGUCGCGUCAUUCUCACUCCAGCCGGCGACAUCGCUCUAGCCGUUCUCAUCAUGGGGGUCUUGCUCACCAGCCCCAAAAUGACUUCCCCAUUUUCACGCACACGGGCGAUGUGGAGAUUGUGAUUCGUGCGGGUGCCCAGGAGAAGCGGUAUCUUCUACACCGGUUGAUAUUGUCGCAAUGCUCGGGGUUCUUCGAAGCAAGCACCCGCGACGAGUGGUCAGGGCAAACUGUUGCGCGACCAACGAAUCCGGAUCCCGCGGUGCUUUCAAGAAUCAGCGAAGAUAACUCGUCUCUUUCCAACGGCUCGACUCUGGCUCAGUCCGACAUGGGACAAACGUCAUGGGCGCCCGAGAAGAGAAGAUGGCGGUAUGAACUGGACUGGGAGGGCAAGGCGGAGGAUGAGGAGCCAAUUUUGGUCCAAAAGCCACCUAGCUUUUCCAAUGCGUUCGGGAAUGACGCGGGUCACUACCCUCCGGCGACGACAAAGCCUUCUAGUACUCAUGCGGGUUUCGUUCGUUCCAUGGCAAAUCUGGCGGGGAUGCAGUCGGUGGUGAACCUGCCUCACCGAGGGACAGGGGCGAACACGCCGAUGGAUCCCACUGUCCGCGAUUAUGAUAAUCUCUUUCGCUUGUUUUACAACUAUCCCCCGCAUCUGAAUAGCGUGAAUAUUGCGACUGCGUACGCGGAGUGCAGGGCACUGUUGGCACUAGCUGACAUGUAUGACGCGCUGCCAGUCACUGGGCCGCGAGUCGAUCACCACCUUUUAGGCUUUGGCUCCCGGUUGUUCAAGCAGAUCGCCAAGUAUCCUCCGAGUUACCUCAAACUGGGAUUCCUGGCGCGAAGUCGGGUCAUUUACUCGGAAGCCCUGAUUCACGUUGUCGGACAAUGGCCAGUGGGACUGCUUCAUUUGCGCAAUGGCCCGUAUUCGCCUCUUCCAGACACCGUGCUGGACAUCAUCGAGGACAAGGUGGAGGAUCUCGAGUUCAUGAAGGCGCGCGUCGAUUCCAAGCUGCUGCGACUGUCGCUCACUACCUCUCGUGGCGACCGAGUUAGUCCCACGAACGCAUACCUUGAUUGGCUUGCGAUCUCUCUGUUUCGACAAUGGCUGGUGGACAGCACAACGCCACCUCCGGCGCCGAUUCUCAAGAACAACCCCUCUAAUCCUAGCAACCAUCCAAGUCGCUCCUCGCAGCCGACUGGACAUCAUCGCGCUCAAGACUCCUCAUCAGGUCCUUCGAAGACUUCCGCAGCCGCACCCCCAAUGUCCUCGGCGCAGGUAUACCGACUGAUCGGCUCCUCGUCCUCUCAAGCUUAUCUAACGCAUGACGAACUCAAGAAAUUUCUCAAAGUGCACCCAACUCCGUCUACCGAGUCGUUAUACUCCCGGGACGUCCUGAAGCGAUUCGAGCGCAAGAUGGACGAGAUCAAGCGGCUAGCUCGUGAGAUUGUGAAGCCUUUGAUGCGAAAUUUCCUCGAGCUGGACCUGAAGAGUGCUGAAAUGAGUGACACCGGUCUUCCCUAUCUGACGUGCAUCAAAGUCGAGAAAGCCGACGUUCCAUGGGAAUAA